Messenger RNA from Cladophialophora carrionii CBS 160.54, 1356 nucleotides. RefSeq lists its product as uncharacterized. The transcript has a single exon. Gene Ontology annotation, cellular component: mitochondrial outer membrane. NCBI's taxonomy places the organism in Eukaryota, Fungi, Ascomycota, Eurotiomycetes, Chaetothyriales, Herpotrichiellaceae. The record is from RefSeq and is a predicted model, not a curated record. Gene Ontology annotation, molecular function: kynurenine 3-monooxygenase activity; NAD(P)H oxidase H2O2-forming activity; FAD binding. Bases 1 to 1356 code for a protein of 451 amino acids. Gene Ontology annotation, biological process: NAD+ metabolic process.
AUGUCCUUCGCAGACCUGCGCAACGAGGAAACGACGCCUAUCAACUUCACAAAGUCGAUCAACCUUGCUCUGUCUGAACGUGGAAUCAACGCGCUUCGGUCGGCUGGAAACACCCAUCUGCUGGAUAAGAUCCUGGAUCGGACGAUCCCCAUGCACGGCCGGAUGAUCCAUGCCCGCACCGCCACUGGCGCCCUGUCCCAGCAGUCCCAAGCAUAUGAUGUUCAUGGCCGCUUCCAACGCUCUGUUGACCGUGGAGAGCUCAACAAAGUCUUGCUCGACCACCUGGAUUCCUUGCCUAAUGUCACAUUCUUCUUUCAGCACAAGAUGACGGGCGCUGACUUCCGGAACAAGAAGGCAUGGUUUGAGGUCAUGGACAAAGACAGCACCAGUGCCUCCGGACGGGCAAGGGAGAUUGAGGUCUCUUUCGACUUGUGUAUUGGCGCUGACGGUGCACACUCUGCUACUAGGCACCACAUGAUGAAGUAUGCUCGGAUGGAUUACCAGCAAGAGUACAUCGACUGCUUGUGGUGUGAGUUCAAGAUGCCACCAUCCAAGACAGGCGACUUCGCAAUCUCUCCAAACCAUCUGCACAUUUGGCCGGCCGGCAGCUUUAUGUUCAUCGCUCUCCCAAACCUCGACAAGUCCUUCGUAUGCACGCUGUUUGGGCCUGUGGAGCUGUUCUCCAAGCUUGAGAAUGGGUUUGACGCGGAUCUGGUGUCGACGUUCGACAGGUACUUCCCCGGCGUGACGACGUAUAUCCCACCUGCCGACCUGGUGGCGCAGUUCAAGCGCAAUCAACACCUUCCCCUGAUCAACAUCAAAUGCUCGCCCCAUCAUUUCGGAGACAGUGUCGUGAUAGUAGGAGAUGCCGCGAAUGCGAUGGUUCCUUUUUACGGCCAAGGGAUGAACGCAGGAUUGGAAUCCGUACGGGUGUUGUUCUCGAAGUUGGACAGUACUCUGAACAGGGAGGAAGCUCUGGCCAGCUACACGGCAGAGCGCACAGAAGAUGCUCAUGUCAUUGCAGAUUUAGCUCUGGCAAAUUACAUUGAGAUGCGAUCGUCGGUCACCUCGCCUUGGUACAAGUGGCGCAAGUGGAUCGAAGAGCGGCUCGACAAAUAUGUGCCUAGCUGGGGCUGGGCAACCCAGUACUCCAGAGUCAGCUUCAGCAACAUGCGAUACAGCGAUGUGAUCAAGAAGUCGAAAAGCCAGAAGCGCACACUCACCGUCCUGUUGCUGGUCACCGCUGCGGCUGGUGCUACGUUGCCGGUCGCUGGCAUCUGGUGGUGGUGGCCAUUACUCGGGCUGAGGUUCCGACAACUUCAAAAGGCAUUCAGCAUCACCCGUGCCGGGCGCUGA